This is a messenger RNA of Rhagoletis pomonella (apple maggot), 3898 nucleotides long. RefSeq names its product filaggrin-like. The record is from RefSeq and is a predicted model, not a curated record. The coding region runs from base 735 to 3662 and encodes 975 amino acids. The transcript is spliced from 4 exons. NCBI's taxonomy places the organism in Eukaryota, Metazoa, Arthropoda, Insecta, Diptera, Tephritidae.
UUGACACUUUACCAGAUUUUACCAGCAAAAAUUCUUCGGGUAAAAUCUUGCAGCUUUUGACAAAGAGAGGACCGAUUUAACUCUCCCAUUUUUCCCCUACUUUUCCAGAAAACCGAAUACAGGAACGCUUAUGGGCUAAUUUCAAUCAUAAUAUUACGGUACAGUUUUGCAAACCAGUCAGUUAUUGUUUUAAUUUAAUUUUUGUUUGGCCGAACUCUUUAUUUAAUUGAAAUGCAUUUACAAGCCGGUGGGUGCUUAUUUCCAAAAAGCUUGCCUAGUAUUUGUAAUUAGUAUUAAAGAAAUUUCAUUUCAACUCUUUUUCUAUUUCGACUGUUUUAAUGAGUCUUAAUUUUGCUUUUUAUUCGUUCGACGAUAGUAUAGGCGGUAUACAAGGUGCGUCUGACUCGCGAGUCAUUUAUGUACGUGUUGACUCGACUUCGACUACACACAGUUGAAUCAUUCAGAGUCAUGCCAGGAGUCAUCAUCAAUUUAUUUUUACAAACACAUCCAAAACCGACUCGCGAAUCAGACGCACGGUGUAUGCCGCCUAUUACAUUUUAAGCAUUAAAACAUUUACAAUUUGAAAAUUAAAAAAAAAAAAAAUCACUUCCUGUUGUUAAUCCAUUUCUCUUCAUUCCCACCAUGCUUCCAUGUAUCAAUCAAUCAAUCAAUCAUGUAAUCAAAAUCAUUGCAAUGAAUGACGAUCAUUGUAGGAAAGUUUAGCGAUUUAUUCCAUGACGCUGCGGCUCAGCGCGCUAUUCGAAUCCCAAAUAAAGACGGUUAUUAGUAACUGGAAGGCAGCGCGUCGGCGUGCAAAUAAGAAUAAAGCUGGCAGCGCACGCGGCUCUAGCACUAGCCCUACAAAGCGUCAGCCGCCCGAUCGUAAUCGUGGUGGAGCCGCAUCGAAACGUGCACGCACCCAGCGAAACGCACGCCAACUGCGUAGUUCAGAUGAUGAUGAUGAUGAUGACGACGAUGAUGACGAUGAAGAUGGCGGUGGUCCGGUGAAUGCGCAGUCACGCAGCAAUCAACGUCGCGCUGGCGGCGGGGCAACAAACGGCAGGAAUGGCCCAGAUCGCAGUGCUGUAACUGCUGCUGCGAGUACUUCCGCAGGUUCGAAUCGUGUUAGCUCGUCUUCUUCACUACCAAGGCGUGGCGGCGGCGGCGGCGAGCCAACACAAGCAACGCGUAGUUCACGACGGAAGGCUGUCAGUCAAGAGUUACACGAUGAUGAGGAUGAGGAGGAGGAGGACACUGAACUACAUGUAACGGACGAGCACAGCAGCGCCAUGAGCUUCACCACAGAAGAUAGCGAUAGCGAUGAUAGUUCAGAUAAUGGUCGAAAUGAUAGCAAUGAUGGUUCGGAUAAUGAAGACGCGCGCGGUAGACGUGGCGCUGCACGCCGUUGCAAGCGACGAAGCGGUGGUGAUGAUUCGGAAGAUAGCUAUAAACCAGACAAUGAUAGACGGGGCAGUAAAAGACGCCGUGGCGGUGCGCGGGGUAGCAAAAAAAAGGCUGCAAAGAAGGCGAGUCGAAAACAAAAGGAUAAACAACCACAAGCUGCGCGCAAACGCCGACGGCGUUUCGAAGAUGAUGGUGAUGAGGAUUACAUGGAUCACAGCGGUAAGAGGAGAACGGCGGCAACGGCAACGGCCACGACAGUAAACACAAAUGGCGUUCGACGUGGGACAAAUGCCGCAGCGUCCGUUAUAAAGAGCAAUAUACGCCGCGGCAAUAGGCGUCGUUUGCAAUCCUCGGAGGAUGAACAGGACGAUUUGUUGGCACAGCACACAAGCUCGCAACCGGACGAGAGCACACAGGAUACUAUCACUGGUCAUCCGGCGGCGACGGCGGGCAUGAGGACACCAAAGAAACGUGCUUCAGCGGUAGGACGCACGCAGCGCGGCAACCAGGUUAAUGGCGCUGGAGAAAAUGGAGCGAGUACAAGUGCCAACGCGCUCCUACAACAGAGUCCCUCACGCAAUACGCGCAUGCAAACGAGCACGUCAGCAGCAGGGGCAGGUGCUUCGGCAGCGUUGAGCAAUCGGCGGAGCGCAACCGAAAUCGAUCACACCUAUCACCUGCCUGUGCGCAAUGGACGACUUCUAGACUCGGAUACAGACUCACGGGAAGUGGCCGCCAACGCGCGUCCAACAAGGUCUAGUUUCAAGCGUGCUAUCUUGGAGUGGGCGCGCACGAGCGAUGUGGAGGAUGCAGCGGAGGAUGAGGAUAGUGAGGAAGCAGAGGAGAUUCUGCCAACCCCGACGCCCACAAAGGUGACGCCAUCGAAGGCAAAUAAUGCCAACAAUCUAUUGAACGGACCAUCAACCAGUCGCGCCGCUUAUGGUGGAGGAGUAGUUCCCGUAGCUGUUGGACAAGUGCGUCAGCUGCGCACCAAUCGCAACACAGUCGUUGAGCCAACGGAUGAGGAUUCGGAAGAUGGUGACGGAAGCGAGAACGAGCCGCUCGUUUCGAGUCAAGCCAACGGAGUGGCCGCCAGUGGACGUAUGCAUUUGGCUAGUUACCCGCCAACCCGCAGCACAACUAACACUGCCACGCCGCGCCUACAGGCGCACGCAGCUGCCAUGAGUAACGCGCAUAUGACGCGCUCACAUGCCACAUCUACGACGUCAUCAUCGAACAUAACUACCUCUACAAUAUCGGCGCACGAUCACAACUAUUUGGGAUCCGAAGCACUGCGUCCGUCUUCAUCGGCUAGCGCAUCACGCAGCGCUUCACGUCGUGUGCUAUCAAGACACCAGCGCAACGCUGACGAGUUGGACAGCAGUGCGGAUCCGCUGGAUAACACAACCCUUUACAUACGCACCUCAGGUCUACGCCGUGGUACACCCACUUCGACGACGCAAAGUGCUUUGAAUGGUGGGACAGUGGAUGCCACGAUAUCGGCUGGCGUAGUGGCAACGCUAGCGCCACAACCUACGCGCACAGUUCGACGAGGUCGUUCGCGCUAUAGUCAAGAACACUCGCAAACUGCCGAGGACGACGACGACAACGAUGAUGAUGAUGUGGCAAGUGAAGAGGAUGCCAGCGCCGCUUCGGACGAGGGCACUGACGGUGGUUCUAGCGCGCAUAACGAUGUCGACGUCGACGUCGAUGAUGCCACUGAUGACUCGGAAGACAAUCAGCCAUUGACUUCGUACGUGCCGUCAGAAAGACGAACUCGCAAUCAUGGCAAACCAGCGCGUCGCACUAAUAGCCGCCGUCGUUCGGACGACUCCUUCGUGUGCGACGAUGACGAUGAGGACUACGAGGUGGAACGCCAGCGAGAGCGGCGACGUCAACAACAAAAAGCACGUUCGCGUCGUCGGCGUAGUGACGGCGAUGGCGGUAGCCCUCCACGCGGUAGCCGCAAGCAACGUGGCUCACGCAACCAAAAACGACCGCGUUACAACGAGCAGAGUGACGAUGACGCGUCGCAUGACUACGUGAGCCUACGAAAGCGGCGCCGUGAGGUGGAUGUGGGAGAAACGAGGGAAAUUGUAGGCAGCACUUCACAAAGGCCGGCGACACAGCGACUGUCACGCAAUCAUGAAGAUACGGAAAGUUCAGACGGGGACGAUGACGAACAGCUGGUGAGCGUUAGUAGUCGGGGGCGUGUGCGCAAAAUUUCGGCCAAGGCGCGUCGUAUAUUUAAAGAGUAAGCCAGUGUGCUGGCUGCGUUUGAGAUACCGACGCAGCAACGAAAGUACUGGCGUUUGAAAUGACUGUUGAAAAAACCAUAUGCACACACACAAACACACACACACACACACACACACUAUGCAUAUACUACAUACGUAGUUGAAAUAUUUACGGAGGAAAACGAAUGUGUGAAGAGUAGUAUGUAUUGAAAUAGGAACUUAAUUGAAGAUAUUACAUUUAAAAAUGCAAUUAAAAA